This is a messenger RNA of Thrips palmi, 2002 nucleotides long. RefSeq names its product UPF0047 protein YjbQ. Bases 234 to 749 code for a protein of 171 amino acids. Lineage: Eukaryota; Metazoa; Arthropoda; Insecta; Thysanoptera; Thripidae. The record is from RefSeq and is a predicted model, not a curated record. The transcript is spliced from 5 exons.
UGUGCGGCUUGUGGGUGCUGAAAGUAGGCUUAUCGACUUUGGUGAGUUCGCCCCCUGAAUUGAAGGUGGCGGAAUGGAAAAACUCUCUGCUGAAGCGAGGAAAAUCGAGGCCGUCGGGUGAAGAGAUAAUGCCAACGAGGCAGAUGUGACGCCACGUGCAAGAUUCAGUUAUGUCACUGUGUAACUAAAACUGCAGUGUGACAGUUCGCUCACCACUUGUGUUCACCAACAAUAUGGCUUCGUCCAACCGAGGGAUCCAGAUUGGAUCCGCUUGGUUCCAACGGAAAAUAAAUUUAAGGCCACAACAUAGAGGAGUCCAUCUAGUCACGGAGGAAAUUCUCCGUCAAAUGCCAGAAAUAGGCCAGUUUUCCGUGGGCUUGUUUCAUGUCCAAAUUCUUCACACGUCAGCAAGUUUAGCUUUAAAUGAAAGCUGGGAUCCCGAUGUUCGGGAUGACAUGGAAAUGAUGUUGAAUAAAAUAGUGCCUGAGGGUUUGCCAUACCGGCAUUCAUGUGAAGGGCCCGAUGACAUGCCUGCACACGUCAAAGCAUGCUUCCUUGGGUCAUCACUCUCCAUCCCCAUCACUGAAGGCAAGCUGAAUGUGGGAACAUGGCAAGGCAUCUGGCUUUGUGAACAUCGCGACCAUGCAGGAUCUCGGAAAGUUGUGGUCACUAUUAAUGGUUGUCUUCGAGAUUCUCGAAGUCGCAGUCCUCUAAGUCCAGUUUCUCCAAUGGCUUCAACUAGCAGCUAAUGUUAUCAUAUUGAAGAAUGCAUUAAAAGCGGGCUGUCACUGUGAAUGUGUGAGUUGUUACCUGCAGCAAAAUCAUGGGGAACUAUUCAAUCAAAUACUCUAGUUGUGUAGGGUCAAUAGCAUCAUUUGCUCUUCUGUGACUCUUGCAGUCCCAACUCGCCGCUGAUGUCAGGGUUUAUUGAGUUUUGCAGCUCUUGUGUAAACAGUCAUAAGUGUUGCUGAAAUCUUUGUACUGUCAUUCCAAAUGAGUUCUUGUUAGUCAUGUCAGUGUUCACCUCUGUGAUUUUAUCCCACUUAAGUGUAAAUUUGCAAAGAGUUUUAGUACAAAGUGUGCCUAGUCAAACAAAUGAUAGAGUUGUGGUCAUUGGUGUGAAAGAGACUCAUAUGAAGGACCUUGGAGCUACCCAACCCCUAUUGCAUGGGUUGCACAGGCCGCACAAGUCCAAUUCAUUGUCAUUUCAAGGAUAAUGGGUGAUUUUUCUGAUACCUCACUCGCCGGUGCCUUGACACCACUUCUUUGCUCAAAAUCCUUUACUCCCUCCUUAUUUGAAUUGCGUAAUAUUUGUGCUUAAUUUUUCACUCUUGGUUUUAUAUCCAGUUGUUGUUGUUGAUGUUGUUGCACCCUACCUGUGUAGAUGGGGAAAGCGGAUGUGAGCAUUGAAGUCCAUGUGUUUGGCCUUCCUGUUAAUUUUGAGUGUGGUCUCAAAGACAAUAAUAUUUCACCCUUACUUCUCUUUGAUCAGUGUGAUUAAGUCAUGUACUUGAGGUGAGCUAGGAAACUUGCUUGUUUAGUUUUAAAGCAGCGCACAAACAUGUCUGUCUCGCAAAUGGUAAGAGAUAUGAAGCAAGUUGCCAUGGACCAUUUUAAUAAGAAGUUAAAGGCACACUUAUGACCGUUAGCCAAGUGCUUGCAUGAACAGAGUUUACUCAUUUAUGCCGUUCCACUUAGAAAUACAGAUGUUUUACUUAUAAUGAGAAUUUGGGGUUUGAUGAGUUUUGAACCUUACAAGAGCUGAAUAUUUACAGGUUUAAUUUCAGAUGUCAUUGCAUCACAAGGAAGUGAAGCCUGCCAUUGUUAUUGUUAAUACAACUUGAGCAACAACCACAUUCCAUUGUUUUUCUGUGUUAAAACUUUGUGGCAUCACAUUCUUAAAAUUGACUACACGCCUGUAACAGUAGUUACAAAUGAGUUGAGAUCUUUAAAAAGUUGUUUACAGACUGGGAAAAAAAUGAAAUAAAGGAUUUUAUUGGAA